Nipponia nippon (crested ibis) is the source of this 742-nucleotide messenger RNA. The record is from RefSeq and is a predicted model, not a curated record. NCBI's taxonomy places the organism in Eukaryota, Metazoa, Chordata, Aves, Pelecaniformes, Threskiornithidae.
AUGUCCCGUUGCACGUCCACGUCCCGUUGCACGUCCACGUCUCCUUGCACGGCCACAUCUCGUUGCACAUCCGGGUCUUGUUGCACGUCCACGUCCCUUUGCACAUCCACGUCCUGUUGCACAUCCAAGUCCCGUUGCAUGCAUAGGUCCUGUUGCACGUCCACAUCUUGUUGCACACCGGCUUGCAAAGGCGUCAAGGCGCUUUGCAAAGAAGCCACCCCGGGUUGCAACGGCGCCAGGCCGGGUUGCAACGGCGCGACCCCGGGUUGCAACGGCGCGACCUCGGGUUGCAACGCCGCCACCUCGGGUUGCAACGGCGCCAGGCCCGAACGUAAAGGCGCCCCCCCGGAUUGCAAAGGUGCAACCCCGGAUUGCAACGUCGCCACCCCGGAUUGCAAAACCGUCGCUCCCGGUUGCAAAGCCGGCCCCGCCGGUUGCAAAGGCGGCCCGGCGGGUUGCAAAGCCGCCAGGCUCGAUUGCAAAGCCGCCACGCCGGAUUGCAAAGAGGCCGCCACGCCGGAGGGCAAAGCCGCGCCGGCGGGUUGCAACGACCCCAGGCCGGCUUGCAGCGGUGCAAGGCCGGAUUGCAGCGACGCCAAGCUCGAUUGCAACGGGCCCGGCCCCGGCGGCAAAGGAGCCAGGCCCGAUUGCAACGCCGCGAUGCCGGCUUGCAACGCCGCCGUCCCCGGUUGCAAAGGCGCCAGGCCGGAUUGCAACGCCGCCAACCCCGAGGCCGCCGACU